CAGGCAGCAGGCUCGGCUGCGCGGCAGGGGAGCGGAGCGGAGAGGAGGCGGCGGCGGCGGCGGCGGAGGGAGGAUGGUGCCCGCCGUGGGGGCGCCGCCGCCCAGCCCGCCCAGCCCACCGGCUCUCUUCUCUGAAACCAUGCCAGAGAUGACAGAGAAUGAGACACCUACUAAGAAGCAACAUCGAAAGAAAAACCGGGAGACACAUAACGCAGUGGAGAGACAUCGAAAAAAGAAGAUUAAUGCAGGGAUAAACAGAAUUGGAGAACUCAUUCCCUGCUCUCCAGCACUCAAGCAGAGCAAGAACAUGAUCCUGGACCAAGCCUUUAAGUAUAUAACAGAAAUGAAAAGACAGAAUGAUGAACUUCUGUUAAAUGGAGGGAACAACGAACAGGCUGAAGAGAUAAAAAAACUCCGGAAACAAUUGGAUGAACUUCAGAAGGAGAACGGGAGAUAUAUUGAACUACUGAAAGCAAAUGAUAUUUGCCUGUAUGAUGACCCUACAAUCCACUGGAAGGGGAAUCUCAAAAAUGCAAAGGUUUCGGUUGUUAUUCCUGGUGAUCAAGUUCAAAAGAACAUCAUCGUCUAUUCAAAUGGGAGUCAACCCAAUGGAAAUAACCAGGGAGCAUCUGUCCAGGGAAUAACGUUUAACGUUAGUCAUAAUUUACAAAAGCAAACAGCCAAUGUUGUGCCAGUUCAGAGAACUUGCAAUUUAGUGACUCCUGUGACAAUUUCUGGUAUUUACCCUGCAGAAAACAAGCCACGGUCUCAGAGUACGGUUUCUCCACUGGCACCCGCUCAGCCAGUCCCAGCAGGGAACGUUCUUGAACUUUCCACCCUAGAGAAUGAGCAAGGUGUGCUUGUUACAGCCACCUCACAGAGCACUUCUCAAUCUGGAACAGAACAGGAACUACAGCGUUCUCUAAGUAAUACAUCACAGAAUGAUCAAAAUCUCUCCAAAAGUAAAAACGAUGAGGCGUGCCCGAAAUUAAUGAAGAAAACACUCCUGCAGGGAAUCAGCCUUCCUUCCAGUGCCUCCACGGAAGCCUCUCAAGUUCAACAGGUGAAUGCAACCUGCUCAAAAACACCCAGUUCUAGGAAUGAAUUUCAAGAAGGCUGUGUAAUUUCAACCAGUGACACAGCUUGCGUGCCGUCUGUGAGACUGUCUAGUACAGAUAGCUUUUCCUCUGUAAAUGUCCUCAAAAGUACAGACUUGGUAAGUAGUGCUGCAAUGCCCAUGACUUCUGCAGCAGAAGGAAUUAAGGCCGUAACGGCAAUAAGCACUCUGCCUGCCAGUCCCCUAGAGAACUGCUGGUCUUUUUCAGGCUCUACAGGCGUUGGCACUUCAGACUUGAAAAACAUGAGUAGCCUUACACGCAUGCCUUCAGCUGGAAACACACAGACCACGUGGACAACUUUGCAGCUAGCAGGCAAUACUGUUCAGCCACUAAGCCAAACACCAUCCAGCGUGAUGACUGCGCUCCUGAAUGAGCCCGGUAACAGCACUGGUACUGUAUCUCCUGCUCACAGCAGGCCUUUGACUACAAGCAUUAGUCUAAGUACUUCUCUGCCUGGAGAUGUGCAGGCAGCUGAACAAAUCGUAGUUACCUUGCCCUCAUGUCCGUCCUUACCUAUGCAGCCAUUAAUCAGCCAGCCACAGGUUAAAACUCAGGCUGCAGGAAAUAUCCUUCCACUGAAUUCAGCUAUGCAGGUGAUUCAGAUGGCGCAGCCAGUUGCGUCAGCCGUAACAGGAGCACCAGCCAACCAGAAUGUCAUAAUUCUCCAGCCUCCAAACACCACGCCGUGCCCUCCAAUCGUGAGAGCAGAAGUCCCUAGCCAAAAUGUGAGUCAACAAAUUGUAAUUAUACAAGCUGCUAGUCAGAAUCCGCUUCCUCUCCUCUCUGCCCAGCCUUCUGCUUCUGUAAGAGUUCCCAUGAAUGGGCCUACUGCGAUCGCAAACUCUAGCAACUCCGUACAAAACGCCCCUCUUCCACAGACUUUUGGGGGGAAACACCUUGUCCAUAUAUUACCAAGACCAUCCUCUUUGCCAUCUUCUAGCUCUACACAAACAUUUUCAGUUACGAUGUCAAAUCAGCAGCAUCCUCAAACUAUCUCACUGAACGGGCAGCUUUUUGCAUUGCAGCCCGUGAUGUCUUCAUCUGGAGCUGCGAACCAAGCCCCUAUGCAAAUUAUUCAACCCACCACCAGCGAAGAUCCAAAUACCAACGUUGCCCUCAAUACGUUUGGUGCUUUAGCUAACCUCAAUCAAAGCAUAUCACAAAUGGCUGGACAAAGCUGCUUACACUUGUCUCUCAGCCACCCUGCCAAUCCCACAACUGUCCAUAACCAGAUCGCCACGGUUAACUGCGUGUCGUUACCGACUUCGGUGGCAUCUGCAAUAUCUGCAGAGGGUUCAGUCUUAGCUAGUGCAUCUAAUUCAAUAAACACUUCCCCCAAAAAAGCUGCUGCUGGCUUGCCAGCUAAUACGAAAUCAAAAAGGACAAACAAAAAGCCAAGUACUAAAAAACCCGUGGCAGCCAACAGUAAAGUGUCCUGCCCAGCAAUUCCUUGCAAAGAUGUGGGGAAGGUAGAUUGUGCUCCUGCGGAAACUGCACCAAAGCUUGCAAACAGUGAGGGGCUGCCUGAAACCGUUCCGGCAGCAUCGCAAUCUUUAGCUACGUCGCAGGCGAGUGGUGUGGCAGCACCAAGCGUUGCUGAGUGUCAUUCCAAAGAGCCUGAGCGCUCUGAGCAGGCGGCAGGAUCCUGCCCUGUGCCAGAGCUGCCUGCAUCCUCACCCCUGCAGCCCACGGUGUCUGAACCGUUGGUGCCGGACCCGCCGGCUGCCAAAGAUGCUGCUCCUCUCCCGCAGGUGUGUCGGUCUCAGAGCAAUCCACCCGCUGCUUCUGCCUUGUCAGAGGCUUCUGCACCCCGCGAACCCCCUGGCACCUUAACGACCUCUCGUACUGAAGCACAUGUGACAAAUCCUCAGGUUGCCGGGAUGGCAGCAGCACAGAGCAGCACAGCAGAUCACACUUCCAAGGCAGGAGCAAUUUCGGAGUCCUGCAGUGUUGCGCAGGAUUCUUCAAUCAUCAUGCAAGAUGCGGACUUGUUAGAGGGGCAGGGUCUAACCAAAAUGCUGUCAGAUCUCACAAAAGACAGAACAGCUGAGGAAAAAAACUCUUCUUUUACCGUUCAGGGGGAGCAUUCUAAUUUUCCCAUGGAAAACUCGAAAUCAUCAGAAUCAAAUGUUGAUUUGCCUGAGAAGCAGGAACUUCUGUUAAUGAACUCGGAGGGAGAUUCUCUCUCCCAGCAUCACAGCUGCAUUUCUGAUCAGGAAGUAGUUAGUGCUUCCCUCAUUGCCAGCAGGCAGGCAGACUCCCCAAUGUCCACCAGCUCUGGUAGCAGUCGAGGCUUCUCAGUGGCAUCGAUGUUGCCAGAUACCACCAGGGAAGAUGUUACGAGCAGCACAUCAACCAGUACGUGUAACAACUGCACGUUUUCAGAACAACCCGACAUCGUAGCUCUUGCAGCAAGAGCUAUUUUUGAUCAAGAAAACCUUGAGAAAGGUGGAGGAGGAAUGCAAGUUAACAUGAGGGAUGCCAUCUCUAAGUCAACUGAGGUUGCGUCUUUGGAGAGAGAGCAACCGACUUUCAAACCUUUACCAGCGAAAGAAAGCAAUGCAGGGCCAUUAGAAACACCAUCCAACAAAUUCAGUGCUCAGGAUACGGUGCAAGCAAAUGUUGAUAGACAAGUUGAAAAACCAAGCUGUUCUGUAGGAGGUGUGGAGACCUCAAACACUUCUUUGCAGAUUUCAGCCUCCCAGUCACCAAGCAUAACCAGUUUAAGCGUGAAUAAUCUAAUACACCAGAGCCGCAUUGUCCAUCCCCUUGUGAGUUGCCCAAGUUUAUCCCAGCCUUCAGAGCCGCCAAGUGUUCCUGCAACGGUGAGCCUCUCCCUCCCAUCUAGUUCGUAUGUCAACCAGUCUCCGGGACCAGCUAUGAUGAAUGAAUAUGCUCAGGAGCAACUGAAUGCUAUCAGGGCAAACACCAUGCAGGCCCCCCAGCUGCAGGAAUCACACUUAAAGCAGCAAGGCCACGAAGGUCGCAAAGACUCUGCCAAGCGGGCUGUGCAAGACGACCUUCUGCUCUCCACAGCAAAGAGGCAAAAGCAGUGCCAGACAGCACCUCUGAGGCUCGAAGGGAUGGCGCUGAUGAACCGAACACCAGAGAGCAUUGCUGAUCAAACGCAGAUGCUGGUCAGUCAGAUUCCUCCUAACUCAUCAAAUUCAGUGCCAUCAGUGAGCAAUCAAGGGCACACGGAUGGCCUUAGCAGGUUAUUCCCAUCAAACAGCAACUUCGUAACGCCAGCUUUGCGACAAACUGAAGUUCAGUGCAACUCUCAAACAUCGAUUUCAGAACAGCAAGGUCAAGCAGGGCAGCACUUGCAGCCGAUUCAGCAUGGACCUUCUCAAGGCAUAUCUCAUCUCCACAGUAAUCAUCCCUACUUAAAACAGCAGCAGGCUGGGCAGUUAAGAGAAAGGCACCACUUGUACCAGCUGCAGCACCAUGUCACUCACGGGGAAAACUCAGUCCACUCUCAACCCCAUGGUGUCCACCAGCAGCGAACAAUACAGCAGGAGGUGCAAAUGCAAAAGAAACGAAAUCUUAUCCAGGGAAGCCAAGCCACGCAACUUUCUCUACAGCAGAAACACCAUGGAAGUGAUCAGACGCGGCAAAAAGGUGGUCAGCCUCAUCCUCACCACCAGCAAAUGCAGCAGCAGAUGCAGCAGCACUUUGGAGCUUCCCAGCCUGAAAAGAACUGUGAAAACCCCGCAACAAGCAGAAACCAUCACAGCCACCCUCAGAGCCAUAUAAACCAGGAAAUUAUGCAUCAGCAGCAACAAGAUGUUAGCAGCAGACAGCAAGGUUCAGCUUCUGAACACGUAUCAGGGCAUAAUCAGAUGCAGAGGCUUAUGACCUCAAGGGGCUUAGAGCAGCAAAUGGUGUCCCAGGCAAGUAUCGUAACCAGGCCAUCGGAUAUGACUUGCACUCCUCACAGGCAGGAGAGAAACAGGGUCUCCAGCUACUCUGCUGAAGCACUCAUUGGGAAGACACCCUCUAAUUCAGAGCAGAGAAUAGGAAUCUCUCUUCAAGGCCCUAGAGUUCCUGACCAGCUCGAAAUGAGAAGCUAUCUCGAUGUUUCUAGGAAUAAAGGGUUGGUCAUUCAUAAUAUGCAGGGCCGUAUAUCUGUCGAUCAUACGGUUGGCUCAGACGUGCAACGGCUGUCUGAUUGUCAGACCUUUAAGCCAGCAGGACCCAAUCAACAGCCAACAGGCAAUUUUGACGUACAAGCCUCAAGGAACAGCGAAAUUGGUAAUUCUGUGCCAUCCCUCAGGGGCAUGCAGUCGCAAGCUUUCCGAAUUGGUCAAAAUACCGGGCCGUCCAUUGAAAGACAGAAGAGGUUGCCUUACCCGCCAGUGCAGGGUAUUCCAACAGGAAAUACCCUUCCAUCAAGGGAGAAUGAAAACACAUGCCACCAAAGUUUUAUGCAGAGUUUACUCGCCCCUCACCUCGGAGACCAAGUUAGCGGAAGCCAAAGAUCCCUCCCAGAGCAUCAGAGGAAUACGCAGUGCGGCGCAUCCUCCACGAUUGAGUACAACUGCCCCCCGGCGCGAGAGAGCGUCCACAUCCGAAGGGAUGGUGACGGUCAGACCAGGGAAAGCUGUGACAUGUCUAUUGGUUCAAUUAACACGAGGAACAGUUCUUUAAAUAUUCCUUUCUCGAGUUCUUCUUCCUCGGGAGACAUUCAGGGUCGAAAUACAAGCCCAAACAUUUCCGUACAGAAGUCCAAUCCCAUGAGGAUGACCGAGAGCCAUGGGACGAAGAGUCACAUGAAUACGCCAGUUUCUAGCAACAUGCAUGGAGUCGUGAGGCCCACUCACCCUCACCCUGCAGUUUCUCAUGGAAAUGGUGAACAAGGGCAACCAUCUGUUCGUCAGCCAAAUUCUUCAGUUACUCAACGAUCCAGGCAUCCUCUGCAAGAUAACGGAGGAUCUAAAAUACGUCAGCCCGAAAGGAACCGAUCGGGAAAUCAAAGACACGGGAAUGUCUUUGACCCUAGUCUUCCCCAUCUUCCCCUGUCUACCAGUGGCAGUAUGAUCCUCGGGCGCCAGCAGUCUGCGAUAGAAAAAAGAGGGAGCAUCGUCCGCUUUAUGUCGGAUGGCCCCCAGGUGUCUAACGAUAACGCAGCCCCCGACCAACACACGCUCUCCCAGAACUUUGGCUUCCCUUUUAUUCCAGAGGGUGGCAUGAACCCGCCAAUAAACGCCAACGCGUCUUUCAUCCCACCCGUUACCCAGCCUAGUGCCACUCGGACACCAGCCCUAAUCCCGGUCGAUCCUCAAAACACGCUGCCGUCCUUCUACCCGCCAUACUCCCCCGCCCAUCCCACUCUUUCCAAUGACAUUUCUAUCCCUUACUUCCCCAAUCAAAUGUUCCCUAAUCCAAGCACAGAAAAGCCAAGCAGCGGAGGUUUGAACAAUCGGUUUGGAUCCAUUUUGUCCCCUCCCCGGCCUGUUGGUUUUGCUCAGCCGAGUUUUCCUUUGCUUCCGGACAUGCCGCCGAUGCACAUGACCAACACAUCACACUUAUCCAAUUUUAACUUGACGUCUUUGUUCCCAGAAAUAGCCACAGCUCUUCCUCCAGAUGGUUCAGCAAUGUCGCCUUUGCUUUCCAUUGCAAACACAUCUGCUUCAGAUUCUUCCAAGCAGUCCUCAAACCGACCUGCCCACAAUAUAAGCCAUAUUCUAGGUCACGAUUGCAGUUCAGCUGUAUGAAGACUGAUCGACUGACUUUUAGUCUGAUGCGUUGUUUAUAUAUUUAAGGAAAACAAAAUGGAUCUUACUGGCAUCCCUGAAGAGCCCAUUCAUAGCAUCACUGUUUAUUUGCCUAAAUGUAUGUAUAUGGGUACGUUUUGUAUUUAUAUACACACUGUAUUUCCACCCACCUUACUAACUUUAAAGCACCAGUGCCUAUAGCAAUGCUUACUUACAAGAAAACGGUAAGAAUGCAACAUUUAGAGCUGUGCAAAUAUCGAUUGUUGAUUUUACAACAGUCGAGUCUGAUGGCUGAUUGUCCCGGGAUAAUCACCACCCUCAGUAGUACUUGGAUGUAAAGAAAGAAGUGAGAACAUCCGAACGAGAGAUAGGAAAAAAUGCUACAGAUUUCAUUUUAAUUGUGAUGUGUUUACCUAAAACUAAAGACGAACUUGAAGUGGCAUGGGUUUCUCUUCUUCCUUUGUAAAAUAUUUUCAGGAGCCUCAUAACAAGUCAAGUCUGUGUUAAUCCAGCAUUAUUUGAUAAAGCCAUUCAUUGUGCAGCUUUUGUCUCUUGAAGCUUGUCACAUACACGUGAUUUAAGGCUGACUUUACCUGGCAAAAAUUACUGUGUCUCUAUGGUCAGCAUUAAAAAUACUGGUUUAGAAAAUUGAGAUUUCUUUAAAGCAUGGCUUUCUGUUUCUAAGACAAAAUUUAUUUGGAUCCGUUUUAGCAAUGGCAUCUGUUACUGCUGAACUUGGUCAACAUUUUAGUGUAGCUUACUACCCCUGCUGGGGUGGUCAGCAGAGACAGCAGCCCUCUUUGUUGCCAUUUCAUUGUUCAUAUGCUGCAAGUUACCUCAGGGUGUUUCUUGAACCUUGUUUAGCACCUUCUUAAUGUCUUUUUUUUUUUU
Anas platyrhynchos (mallard) is the source of this 7726-nucleotide messenger RNA. RefSeq names its product upstream transcription factor family member 3 (gene USF3). Gene Ontology annotation, biological process: negative regulation of epithelial to mesenchymal transition; positive regulation of transcription by RNA polymerase II. The record is from RefSeq and is a predicted model, not a curated record. Gene Ontology annotation, molecular function: RNA polymerase II transcription regulatory region sequence-specific DNA binding; protein dimerization activity; DNA-binding transcription activator activity, RNA polymerase II-specific. NCBI's taxonomy places the organism in Eukaryota, Metazoa, Chordata, Aves, Anseriformes, Anatidae.